CUCCAUGGCUACAGUUUCCAAGAAACAUUAGUUUGUGCUGGGUAACAGAAUUGCUUGCAAGUCUGUGAAACAUUCAAAAGAAACUUUAUGGGAAAAUGGCUAGAGUCUAUCCAGUUGCUGCUGGGUGUCUAAUUGCAUUUGGCCUCUUAAGUAUUUUAUCAGGAAUUUUGGGAUUUUUUCCAGUUUUCAGCAAUAAGCCUUUAUUUAUUGGAUGGAGUGUUCGGAUUGCUUGUCCAAUCUGGAAUGGAGCUCUGGCACUUAUUGUUGGUAUUCUUACACUUCUGGCCUACAGAGAAUGGACAAAAAGAUCACUGUGGGAAGCUACAUUUAUCUUUACAUUACUAAGUGUCAUCGGAACACCAGUUCAGUUGGUACUGGCCAUUGCUUCCAUCCUUAUUGGCCCAUAUUGUUACUAUACCUUUGCUGGAGUUUCAUCAACCAACUACAUUGGAUAUGCAAUUAAAUUUCCAUUUCCUUAUGCCACAUUUUCAAAUGUAUGUACAGAUCCUUACUUCUAUCAGUGGUACUAUCUGAUUCUUGAAAUCAUCAACUUGGUUUCGGGUGUCAUCAUUUUAUGCUCAUCUCUGGCAAUAGCAAUCAAGCUUGCAGCAAGGAUUAUGAGAUCGGGAACCCUGAAUGGACAAAAACAUGUGUGGUGAAGGAUUAAUAAAAUCACAUAAAGGUGGAGGUCUGGAAACUAAACAAUAACAUUACUAUUAUGGAGCAUUUGUUCAGUUUUCAGUUUGAAAUAAUGAACUGGGCUUCCUUAAGGAAAAUUAUUCAUAAGUGGAUAUCAUCAUUUUAAAGAUUUUAAUAGUCUUGUACUGAAAAUGCCAUGGAAGAAGGCAUCCAGUGACAAUAUAAAUAUGUUGACUUUUACCUGUUCUGACCCAUUCCACUCCCCAUUCUAUUUUUCCCAGUUUCCAAA
Xenopus tropicalis (tropical clawed frog) is the source of this 928-nucleotide messenger RNA. It is a transcript of the gene tmem212, whose product is annotated as transmembrane protein 212. The transcript has 4 exons. Lineage: Eukaryota; Metazoa; Chordata; Amphibia; Anura; Pipidae. The record is from RefSeq and is a predicted model, not a curated record. Bases 96 to 659 code for a protein of 187 amino acids.